Molecule: messenger RNA, 2214 nt
Organism: Panicum virgatum (switchgrass)
Lineage: Eukaryota; Viridiplantae; Streptophyta; Magnoliopsida; Poales; Poaceae
Product: inactive receptor-like serine/threonine-protein kinase At2g40270
Exons: 6
Coding region: 318-1931 (537 amino acids)
Biological process (GO): protein phosphorylation
Molecular function (GO): protein kinase activity; ATP binding
Source: RefSeq, a predicted model, not a curated record
GGUGUGGUGUGGCCCUGCUCUGCUCUUGUGCUCGGGCUCACACUGCGUUUCUGGCUGCUGCGGGUAGUGGCCAGUGGUCACCCCCGAGGCCCCGACCCCAAAUCAUCUCCACCUCCACCCCCUCGGCCCCUUCUCGUGGCCGUCUACCACCAUUGCUUCCUCCUCCACCUCCACGACUGCCACGCUACCCAAUCGUCGCUUCCCUUUCUUGAUCUCUCGCUGUCUUUGCAUGAGCUGCUGAAAGCGUGUGGCCUUUCCACGAUUGGUGCGCGAACGCCCGUCCCCGUGUCGGUUCGUGGAGAGUUUCGUCGGCGCCCAUGGAGAAGCUGCGCCGCCGGCGGCGGCGGCGGCGGCGGGUGGCGGGUGUCCUGCUGGUGAUGGCGCUGAUCUCCGUGCUCCCUGAUCUCGGCAGCUGCAACGAUGCCGGACGAGGAACUCUGAACCCAGAGGAAGGUAUCCGCUCCGACUCCGAAGCCUGGAUAAUCCAUGGCGACCGUACACGGAAAAUUCUGCAGGAGCAGCAGAACAAGUACUGGUCCGGAUAUUUCGGCAACAAGGCGGCAUGGCCGGAUUUCACCAACAAUAAUCCUCCGGCCGGCCGAGGCGGUUUUCAGGGCCCGCCGUCGACGUUCACGCCGCAGUAUCCGCAGUGGCCACCGUGGCCGUGGACACCGAAGGUUACGCCGCCGAUGAGCUUUCCCCCAUCGCCUGCUCCGGCACCUUCCAAGCCUUUGCCGCAGCCCGCGCAUGAUGGAAAUCCUUCACACAGCAUUGCACUGCCCCCACAGCUGGCCGGCACCGGUAGUAGGCCGGUGGUUGCCGGAGUUGUGCCUGGAGCGGGGCACUCUGGUCAUGUUAGCAGGCCUGCCUAUGUCAUCGCCGCGGCGGGGGCCUCCCUCCUCGCGGCCGUGUCGGUGGCGCUCUUCGUCCUGUGCUACCGGUCCAGCAAGGUGGUCACCGUCAGGCCGUGGGCGACCGGCCUCAGCGGGCAGCUACAGAAAGCAUUCGUCACAGGUGUGCCAUCGCUGAAGAGAUCGGAGCUUGAGCUCGCCUGCGAGGAGUUCAGUAACAUCAUCGGCUCCUUGUCGGAUUACAUGGUGUACAAGGGGACGCUGUCAAGCGGCGUCGAGAUCGCGGUGGUGUCGACGACCAAGAACUCUGCCAAAGAAUGGUCCAAGCACCGCGAAACACAGUUCAGGAAGAAGAUAACAAGCUUGUCCAGAGUCAACCACAAGAACUUCGUGAACCUGCUGGGCUACUGCCAGGAAGAACAGCCCUUCACCAGGAUGAUGGUGUUCGAGUACGCUCCGAACGGCACACUCUUCGAGCACCUCCACGUCCGAGAAGACGGCCACCUGGACUGGCCGACGCGCCUGCGGGUGGCUGUGGGCAUCGCCUACUGCCUGGAGCACAUGCACCAGCUGAGCCCGCCGGAGAUCCUGCGCACGCUGGACACGUCCACCAUCUGCCUGACCGACGACUUCGCCGCCAAGAUCUCCGACGUCUUCUUCUGCGACGAGCCCCGGGACCGGGAGGAAGCGAGCCUGCCGUCCCUGUCCCAGGCGCUGGUGGACAGGGAGAGCGUGGUGUACAGCUACGGGAUGGUGCUGCUGGAGACCAUGACCGGCCGGUUCACGGCGUCGGGCGGCGGCCUGCUGGAGGGCUGGGCGGCGGGGUACCUGAGAGGGGAGCGGCAGCUUAGGGACGUGAUGGACCCCGCGCUGCGGAGGUCCUUCCACGCCGCCACCGUCGACCGGCUGGACGGCGUCAUCAGGGGCUGCACCGACCGCGAGCCCAGGCGGCGGCUGACCAUGCCGGAGGUCGCCAGGCGGCUGAGGGAGAUCACCGCCAUGCCGCCCGACGCGGCCACCCCCAAGGUGUCGCCGCUGUGGUGGGCGGAGCUGGAGAUCAUCUCCACGGAGGUCAACUGAAACUGAGCAUGGGAAUAGGAAUGUUUUCAAGGAUUUCAUCCAGGUCGUUUAAAAUCCUGAAAUUCCCAGAGCAGAAUCCCGUUCAAAUGCACCUGAAACUGUCGUUUAGUUGAGAAUACAGGUUGAUUUUGUAUUUCUUUUUCCGUUUUCUGGUAUUCAUUUGUCCUGUAAAGUUUCUGUCCAUUGUGUACAUACGAACAAUAGAAGCUACUGCAGCGUGUGGCCGGAGCAGACUUGCGAUGUGCUAAAAUGAUGAAAUAAAGGUCGUACAUCCAUUGCAAUU